Messenger RNA from Stegastes partitus (bicolor damselfish), 2850 nucleotides. It is a transcript of the gene capn3b, whose product is annotated as calpain 3b. The record is from RefSeq and is a predicted model, not a curated record. Gene Ontology annotation, cellular component: cytoplasm. The coding region runs from base 172 to 2487 and encodes 771 amino acids. Gene Ontology annotation, molecular function: calcium ion binding; calcium-dependent cysteine-type endopeptidase activity. The transcript has 23 exons. Gene Ontology annotation, biological process: proteolysis; negative regulation of apoptotic process. Lineage: Eukaryota; Metazoa; Chordata; Actinopteri; Pomacentridae.
UGGUGAGCAGCAGCAGAAGCAAAUAAAGGAACUAAAAGCAAGAAUCAAAGUCAGGGAGGGUACAGGAAGUUUCAUUGGGCUGUUUUGCAACUUUAUGCACUGUUUUUGCAAAAGAAAGAAGGACUCCAGAGUUGGUUAGUCACACCAGAGGCUGAGGAGUUCACCGACAGCAUGGGCGACCAGAACCUAAACGGCCAAGUGCCUCUCGUUGAAGAAACCAAGGUGAAGGUGCUGUUUGAGACCCAAGCAUCACUGGGGCCCGACGCCAGAGCCGACUACCCUCCCGCCGGGGCAAACUCCAUCUACUCUGCAAUUCUGAGCAGAAAUGAGGCCGUCAAAGACGCCAAGCGCCUCAAGACCUUCCUGGAGCUGCGAGACAAAUACGUGAAGAAGAAGGUGGUGUUUGAAGACCCGCUGUUUCCCGCAGAUGACUCGACGCUCUUCUACAGCAACAAACCUUCGAUGAAGUUCGAGUGGAAGCGGCCCUCGGAAAUUUGUGAAAACCCCCAGUUCAUCGUAGACGGAGCCAACAGGACGGACAUCUGUCAAGGAAAACUGGGUGACUGCUGGCUGCUGGCUGCCAUCGCCUGCCUGACGCUGAACGAGAAGCUGCUGUACAGAGUGAUUCCUCAGGACCAGAGCUUCACCGAAAACUACGCCGGCAUCUUCCACUUCCAGUUCUGGCGUUAUGGCGAAUGGAUCGACGUCGUCGUGGACGACCGCCUUCCCACCUGCAACAACGAGCUGGUUUUCACCAAAUCCUUCAGGAAGAACGAGUUCUGGAGCGCUCUUCUGGAAAAGGCUUACGCCAAGUUGCACGGGUCUUAUGAGGCUCUGAAAGGGGGCAACACUUUGGAAGCCAUGGAGGAUUUCACAGGUGGAGUUACCGAGUUCUUCGAGCUGUCCGAGGCGCCCAAAGAGCUGUACACGAUCAUGAGGAAGGCGCUGGAGAGAGGCUCGCUGAUGGGCUGCUCCAUAGACGUUUUUAGCGCCAGUGAGAUGGAGUCUCGGACCGAGCAGGGCCUGGUCAGGGGUCAUGCCUACUCCAUCAUCGGCCUGGAAGAGUGUGACGAGGUGUCAAAGGACACCAAAAUUCGUCUGAUCCGUCUGCGUAAUCCCUGGGGUUUUGUGCUCUGGAAGGGACCCUGGAGUGCAAACUCCAAUGAGUGGUCGACCAUUUCUGCUGCAGACAAGGACAACCUGAAAAAACAGACCGUAGAGACGAGUGAGUUCUGGAUGUCCUUUGACGAUUUCAAGAAGAACUUCACCAAGCUGGAGAUGUGCAACCUGACGCCCGACGCGCUGCAGGGAGAGCACAGACACAGCUGGACGGUGUCGGUCAACGAGGGUCGCUGGGUGAGAGGAAGCUCUGCAGGCGGCUGCAGGAACUUCCCAGACACGUUCUGGACAAACCCUCAGUAUCGGCUGCAGCUGUACGAGGAGGACGACGACCCGGAGGAUGAGAAGGUGGCCUGCACCGUCGUGGUGGCUCUGAUGCAGAAAGGACGGAGGAUGCAGCGACAUCAAGGGGCCCGAUUCCUCACCAUUGGGUUUUCCAUCUAUGAGGUGCCGAAGGAGAUGCGUGGACAGAACCAGCACCUGCAGAAGGACUUCUUCCUCUACACAGCCUCCAAGGCCAAAUGCAAAACCUACAUCAACCUGCGGGAGGUGACGGAGCGUUUCCGUCUGCCUCCCGGAGAGUACGUCAUCAUCCCCACCACGUUUCAGUCCCACCAGGACGGAGAGUUCAUCCUCAGGGUGUUCUCUGAGAAGAGGAGCACGUCUGAGGAAGCAGAGAGCUCCAUCGGAUCCGACCAAAUACAGCAAGACAAGAUUAAGAAAGAGAAGCCUAUUGUAUUUGUGUCAGACAGAGCGCGAGCCAAUAAGGAAAUCGAGCACGACGGCAUUCUGGGGGAGAAGAGGAAGAAACCAAAGCGAAAACUGUUGGAACCCGAGGAAGAGACCGAGGAGGAAAAACAGUUCAGGGCCAUCUACCAGCAGAUUGCUGGUGAGGACAUGCAGAUCUGCGCCAACGAGCUCAAGACCGUCAUGAGGAACGUGCUCGCCAAACAUAGCGAAAUAAAGACGGAAGGCUUCAGCCUGGAGACGUGCCGGAGUAUGAUCGCCUUGAUGGACACUGACGGCACAGGGAAGCUGAAUCUGCAGGAGUUCAAACACCUGUGGAGAAAGAUCAAGGAGUGGCAGGUCAUCUUCAAACGUUACGAUAAAGACAAGUCCUGCUCCAUCAGCAGCUUCGAGAUGAGGAACGCCGUGAACGAUGCAGGGCUUCACCUCAACAAACAGCUGUACGACAUCAUAGCCAUGCGCUACGCGGACGAACACCUCAACAUCGACUUCGACAGUUACAUCUGCUGCUUUGUGAGACUGGAGGGCAUGUUCAGAGCUUUCAAUGCCUUUGACAAAGACGGAGAUGGAAUCAUAAAGCUCAACGUCCUGGAGUGGCUUCAGCUGACCAUGUAUUCCUAAAGCAACUUCUCGUCGUGUGACUCUGUCACGACAGAAAUCAAAACGUAUUUUUGCACAGGUGUGGCGUGAACAGCGGGUUCGUGAUGUGAAAACGAGAGGUUUCAUUGCUUCUCUUGUAUUAUAUUUAGUUUUCAGUCAUCCCUCAGGUAUUCAUGGUUGAAUUGAAGCUCAACUUUAGUUUGAAAUCUUUUCAAAGAUUAAAAAAAAUAAAUAAAUCAGUUUUCUCGGCUCUGCAGCGCUGAAGAGUUGAAUUUGAUGAUUGGUGCUGUGAAAGAAAACGAAUGAGCGUUUUGUUCCAGAAAUCUUUACAGACAUACUUAAUGUAUAUUGUUUUUAAAAUAAAGCGGAGGUGAACGCUGUAAA